AGUCCGAGACACCCUACAGUUGAAAGUGAUUUGGUUGGAAUUUAAAUUACAUAACUUCUGCAUUGGGAAAGAACGAACUCAACUUUCAUCCGUUUUGGGCUAAUAGCCGAGACAAUUUAUUCGAAGUCUACCAUUUUGUUAUUGAAUAAUGUUGUGGUCAUUGAAGAAUCCCAUGCUGAACGCUGAAUGUUGCCAUUUGCCAUAGCGUACAUUAUGUGAUUUUAUAGGAAUGAAAACAAACAUUGCUUGCAACGGGCUUUAACGUCAUGUUCCAAUCAAUCCCCUCCGAUUCGUUUUAUGGUGACAGCCCCUCUGCCUACAAAGAACUGGAAACACCAAAGCCGCUGGACCGUCGGUUGCUUCUGAAAAACAGACCUGGCUCAUUGCUAGAAAACUCGAGGACUUGGAAAGUGUUCGACCGACAAGAUGAAGCCCUAGCGUUUGCCCAGGCCAGGGGAAACGGUCUCAAGACCUUCGUCUUUCACGCAGGUGGUACUGGCACAAGACAAUUUCUCGUCACUCACCCUCGCGAAUUUUGGCUCCACGACCAGCUGAAGGAGCCGCACCAGAGGUGCUCAUAUGAAGUCAUUCCAGAGUUCACGCCAUGCAAGCUUUAUCUAGACCUUGAGUUUGACAGGCGGCUUAACCCUGAGAGCAACGGCCCAGAUAUGGUGGAAAUUUUCAUCAGGUUGAUCACCGCUAAAAUCAAGCAGCAGUACUCGAUUUUAGUGACGCGAGAAGAAAUACUUGACUUGGACUCCACCACAGAGAUAAAGUUUAGCCGACACUUGAUUUUACAAAAUCAACUUUGCCACUUUGCCAACAACUAUGUUGUAGGCGUCCUAGUGAGAGACGUUUGCAACACGAUCAGAUGUUGGAACGAUCAAAUCAGUGAGCAAUACGGAAUCUCGAGUGAUGAUGUGAAAAAGCUCUUUGUGAAGAACAGACACGGUGAUUUGGUGCUAUUCUGUGAUGAAAGUGUUUACACUAAGAACCGGCAUUUCCGACUGUAUUGCUCCACCAAGCCCCACAAGAAUGCGCCUCUGAAGGUCAGCAAAGAAAACCAAUUCAAACCCCCAAUCAAUGACUCAAAGCUAAGAGAAGAGUUCAUUUUCCACGCCUCACUCAUCUCUAACAGUGAAAAGUUUUUGAUGGAUCUGCCCUAUUUGGAAGCAAGUGAUGGAGUAAUCACUCGGUUGGCCAAAGCUCCGAAAGUGCAUGCAAACAGUUCGUCUAGUAAAUUGCCAUCGCCCUUUCCUGACGUGGACCAAUUCGUACGAGGGGAGAUGGAAGUUGAGGGGAUCCGGACUUGGGUUUACUUUAAAGACAGUAACUGCCUGAUCUACGAUAGCCAAGGACCUGCCUUCUGCGGAAAUGUUGGCCGAGUUCACAAGAGUAAUAAGAGCAUGUUGAUUGUGAAUUUGACUCAGUUAAAUUACUACAGAAAGUGCCACGAUCCAGACUGCAGAGGCUACCAGUCUGAGCCGAAGUCCUUGCCUAGUUAUUUAGUGACUUUGUUGCAAAACCCUGGCUGCUCAAGUGAAAUUAAAUCCGAGUUGAAGAAUAUUUUCGAACUAUUAGAGUCAGAUGAAAAUAUUUUAUGUGAUGACUAUUAAGACUUAAUGCAAUAAAAAUGGUUGCUAUUUGAAUCUUGAA
Messenger RNA from Cloeon dipterum, 1656 nucleotides. Its product is annotated as DNA-directed primase/polymerase protein-like. Gene Ontology annotation, molecular function: DNA-directed DNA polymerase activity; chromatin binding. Bases 267 to 1616 code for a protein of 449 amino acids. The record is from RefSeq and is a predicted model, not a curated record. Gene Ontology annotation, cellular component: nucleus; mitochondrial matrix. Lineage: Eukaryota; Metazoa; Arthropoda; Insecta; Ephemeroptera; Baetidae. Gene Ontology annotation, biological process: mitochondrial DNA replication; response to UV; error-prone translesion synthesis. The transcript is spliced from 3 exons.